GAUUCAAAAGUGCCGUUCGAUAAAAAUAGCUUGGACUUUAAUGCUUCCGGAUUGUUGUUUUCACUAACAACAUAUUAUUUUAAGAGUUCAACGUCAAAGAACAGAAAAUAUUAUCAGUAUUUACAAAUUAUAUACGUGUCCACGAUGACAGCUGUUACUAAGACCUUGCUGAAGUCCAUCAGUGGAGAAUUUGACAUGGAAAGCAUCCAUUCACUCUCUUUGAAAAACCUUGAGUUGACAGAGUUGGGCUGUAUUGGAGAGUGCACAGGGCUGCAGAGACUGGACCUGUCCUACAACAGCCUCACGAGACUGCACCUCCUGGUGGGGCUGGACAGCCUGCAGACGCUUAACCUCGCCGCAAACAGGAUCACCUCCCUGGAGGGUUUACAAGCUUUAGAAAAUCUGGAAAAUUUAAAUUUAGCCGGGAAUUUAAUUGGAGGAGUGGACGCGCUGCGUUGCUUGACAGGACUUGAGAAGCUUCAGUGCCUACGUCUGCGAGACCAGACGACUGGUCUGAGCAACCCCGUCUGUCUCAACAUUAGAUACGUGGCAGACGUCGGCUCUAUGUUCCCACAUUUGACCACACUCGAUGGUGAAAGGAUACAAGGGCGAGGCAGUGAGGUAUUCCAAAUGUUUAAACACAUCAACGAUGCUGUUGCAUGCCGGUCCGAUGAGUCUGAAAGCACACACUAUGCCAUAGAAGAAUGGGUACCAGAUAGCUUCUGGGAGCCCUCGACCAAGUUUGACAAGUCCUUGAUGGGAGAUGCACAGCAGCAACUGGAGGAUCUGCUGAAGUCGUGUCAACGUCUGUCUAGUGUUGCUGAAGAGAAACUCCAACAGCUGGGUUCUUGAGGACAGUUGGCUACAAGAGGAAAAAACUGGCCUAGGACACUACAGCUUACCAUCCACCAGGUCUGCUGGUCUGUCUGCAUCUCUAAGCUUACUUUUGUGCUAUAUUCUAGUAGAGUUGUAUUUUUAUUAAUACAGAAUUAUGACAAAUAAAUAACUUAAAAUGACCAUGAAACAAACAGCAAACAACUGACUACUGUUACUUUUAUGUCAUAAUGUGGAUCACAAUAAGAAACAAAAACUUUGAGGCAAUUCUAAUACAUGAAUGUAAUUAAUGUUUUUAAGAAUAUUGCAUGAUCUGGGAUCAGAUGAAACAAGCUGGAUCAGACAACAUCACAUACCUAACGCAUUGUUUACUAUAGUGAUGCAUUUUAAAUGUUUUUAAAGCAAAUAAGUACAUGUGGUUAUAUAUUAAUUUAUUAAUGACUUGCACAUGAUUGUUUAUUAUUAGUAGCAGUUGUAUUAUGUAGUUAUAUCUAUGUUAAGAAAAAUGAUGCAAAAUAUA
Messenger RNA from Dreissena polymorpha, 1354 nucleotides. Its product is annotated as leucine-rich repeat-containing protein 61-like. Lineage: Eukaryota; Metazoa; Mollusca; Bivalvia; Myida; Dreissenidae. Gene Ontology annotation, molecular function: protein binding. The transcript is spliced from 8 exons. The record is from RefSeq and is a predicted model, not a curated record. Gene Ontology annotation, cellular component: cytoplasm. The coding region runs from base 145 to 852 and encodes 235 amino acids. Gene Ontology annotation, biological process: outer dynein arm assembly.